CGCUGUCUUUCCGUAGCGAAGCGAGAGCGUCUAUAGCGAAAGAUGGCCGACAAAAGAGCAGAUUCUGGUGUUGGGUCAGCAGCAGACAUUGACAAUCAUGGCAGUGACUCAGACAGCACAGAGGAGCCAGUGGUAGGAAAUGUCAACAAGUUUGCUGUGGUGCCACCAAACUACAGUGGCAAACCAAAGAAAGGCCACCUGAUCUUUGAUGCUUGCUUUGAGAGUGGUAACCUUGGUCGUGUGGACUACAUCACAGAGACAGAGUAUGAUUUGUUCAUCCGACCUGACACGUGCAACCCUCGGUUCAGAGUUUGGUUCAACUUCACUGUGGAAAAUGUCAAAGCAGAUCAGCGUGUUAUAUUCAACAUUGUGAACUUCAGUAAAACGAAAUCAUUGUAUCGAGAUGGCAUGACGCCUAUGAUCAAGUCUACCAGUCGACCAAAAUGGGUGAGGAUUCCAGGGAAAUAUGUGUACUACUACCGAUGCCCUGAUCAUCGCAAAAACUAUGUGAUGUCUUUUGCAUUUAUAUUUGACCGAGAGGAUGAAGUGUACCAGUUUGCUUACUGUUAUCCGUACUCCUACACAAGACUCCAAAACUACUUGGAUAACCUGGAGAAAAGGAACUACGAUUUUUUCACACGAGAGCUCUUGUGUUUAACAGUGCAACAACGUCGGCUUGAUCUUCUGACAAUCGCUAGUCCAGACCUGCAAGCUUCUGAUAACGAAAAGCUGAAGACAGUCCUCAUCACAGCCAGGGUCCACCCCGGAGAAACGCCGUCAUCAUUUGUGUGUCAAGGUGUGAUUGAUUUCCUCGUAAGCAGCCAUCCCAUCGCCAAAAUCCUGAGAGAGCAUCUGGUUUUCAAGAUCGUGCCCAUGCUUAACCCAGAUGGUGUCUAUCUGGGAAAUUACAGGUGCUCCCUCAUGGGUUUCGACCUUAACAGACAUUGGCAGGAACCGUCUCCCUGGGCACACCCGACCUUGUACGCUACCAAGAACUUACUCAUGGAGCUAGAUAGGAAUCAGCAACACGACAUGGACUUCUACAUCGACCUGCACGCCCACUCCACCCUCAUGAAUGGCUUCAUGUACGGCAAUAUCUACGACGACAUGGACCGCUAUGAGAAGCAAUCAGUGUUUCCCAGACUGCUCUGCGGCAACGCGGAGGACUUUUCCCUGACCAACACCAACUUCAACAGAGACGCAGUGAAGGCUGGGACUGGCAGGAG
Molecule: messenger RNA, 1226 nt
Organism: Aplysia californica (California sea hare)
Lineage: Eukaryota; Metazoa; Mollusca; Gastropoda; Aplysiida; Aplysiidae
Product: cytosolic carboxypeptidase 6
Biological process (GO): proteolysis
Molecular function (GO): zinc ion binding; metallocarboxypeptidase activity
Source: RefSeq, a predicted model, not a curated record